Molecule: messenger RNA, 1016 nt
Organism: Echinops telfairi (small Madagascar hedgehog)
Lineage: Eukaryota; Metazoa; Chordata; Mammalia; Afrosoricida; Tenrecidae
Gene: MPV17L2
Product: MPV17 mitochondrial inner membrane protein like 2
Exons: 5
Coding region: 1-594 (197 amino acids)
Biological process (GO): mitochondrial ribosome assembly
Cellular component (GO): cytoplasm; membrane
Source: RefSeq, a predicted model, not a curated record
AUGGUGUCCGGCCGCUGGCACUGGGUGCGCGGCCUGUGGGCGGCGGGGAAGCCGCUCUUCCAAGGCCGAGCGCUGCUCGUCACUAACACGCUGGGCUGCGGCGCACUCAUGGCGGCCGGGGACGGUGCGCGCCAGACCUGGGAAAUCCGCGCCAGGCCUGGCCAGAGGUUCAACCCGCUGCGCUCCGCAAGCAUGUUUGCCAUGGGCUGCAGUAUGGGCCCCUUCCUGCACUACUGGUACCUCUGGCUGGACCGCCUGCUCCCUGCCUCCGGCCUCCGCAGCCUCCCAUCCGUCCUCAGGAAGGUCCUAGUGGACCAGCUGGUCGCCUCACCCUUGUUAGGUGUUUGGUACUUCUUGGGUCUUGGCUGGCUGGAGGGCCAGACGCUGGAGGAGAGCCACCAGGAGCUUCGGGACAAGUUCUGGGAAUUCUACAAGGCAGACUGGUGCGUCUGGCCCCCUGCCCAGCUGGUGAACUUCCUCUUCGUGCCCUCCCAGUUCCGGGUCACCUACAUCAAUGGCGUGACCCUCGGCUGGGACACGUACCUCUCCUAUUUGAAGUACCGGGUGCCAGCCAUGGCAGUGGAGCAAAGCUGACCGCAGACAGAAGACGGGUGGACAAGGCUCUGUGAGACAGCCAGGAUGGAUGAACCCGGUGUCACAUGUGCCGGGCCCACACCCCCAGGCUGCGUGGUCCUGGACCCCAGCGGACUCUGAGCCUCCCUCCCCCCCCCACCAUGAAGAAGCAUCAGAGAAGGUCCACCCCUGCUCCCAAGUAAACAUCACCGUGGGAACCUGCACAGAGGCGUGCCCACCCCGCUGGGGCUGCCCCUUCCAAGCCCACUGCCUGGCCUCAGUUUCCCCAUCUUGGGCACAACCACAGAGGUGGACAGCUGCAGCCCUGCCCUUUAGAUCCCAGGAGCCUCGGGAUCCUCCCUGAGGUUCCCCCUGCCCGGAGCACCAGCCCAUCCACCUGCCUGAGCCAGGCGGCAUCCGGCCUGCCCCAGGCCCUGUCCCCU